Messenger RNA from Syzygium oleosum, 2064 nucleotides. RefSeq lists its product as uncharacterized. NCBI's taxonomy places the organism in Eukaryota, Viridiplantae, Streptophyta, Magnoliopsida, Myrtales, Myrtaceae. The transcript is spliced from 13 exons. Gene Ontology annotation, cellular component: endoplasmic reticulum. Gene Ontology annotation, molecular function: hydrolase activity. The record is from RefSeq and is a predicted model, not a curated record. Gene Ontology annotation, biological process: GPI anchor biosynthetic process. Bases 257 to 1756 code for a protein of 499 amino acids.
UAUGUCUUCCGUUUCCGUUCUUGAUGCGAGGCUUCGCGUUUUACCAUCGUUUCUCGCCGUCGUGUCUGUAUGUCGUCAUUCACCGCGCACCACCCACUGGCUGCAAUCGCCGAAAGUUCCUGCCUUCAAUUGCGGAGGGCAGGUUUGAUUCCGUAACGGAGAUCAAAAUCCAUGCUUUAGCGCCUCGUGCUGUGGGUUGACUGUUCAUGAGAAGUAUCGACUGUGGGGGUGGAGGUAAAUCUGCAAUAAGUUAUGGAUGUUGCGGGGGCGCUCGACGUAUGUAUGUAUGGGUGAUGUGGGAGAUCAGAAUGGUUAUGUUAAAGUUGCUGUUCUGGCUGAUCCACAGCUGAUGGAUAGAACGUCUCUCGGCCUGCCGCCUAAAUCCUUUGCUUUGGGGAUGGCGCAGUUCUAUACGGAUCUGUUUAUGCACAGAGCCUACUUGAGUUCCAUUCUGCCUUUCAAACCCGACGUGGUUUUGUUUUUGGGUGAUUAUUUUGAUGGAGGCCCAUAUUUGUCUGAUGAAGAAUGGCAGGAUUCAUUGAACCGCUUCAAGCAUAUCUUUGAUCUCAAAACUCAGGAGAAGCAUACAGAAUAUCCAGUCUACUACAUUCCUGGAAACCAUGAUGUUGGUUAUGCAAGCCUUCGCUCCCAUAAGCCAGAGGUUCUCAGUCGGUAUGAAAGAGAAUUUGGGAAGACAAAUCACCGAUUCACGGUUGGAAAAGUGGAGUUUAUUGCUGUAGAUGCCCAAAUUUUAGAUGGGCGUCAACUAGAAGGGAACGCUUCAUCAACUUGGGAUUUGGUAAAAGAUGUCUCCUUGGGUUCACACUCAAAUCCAAGGGUUUUAUUAACUCAUAUUCCUUUGUAUCGGCGUGAUUGGACUUAUUGCGGACCCAAUCGUAAUUCUCCGGUCAUCAAUCAGAGGAUCCAGCGAACUACUGAAAAUCAAGAAAUAGCGUACCAGAACUACAUCACUGAGGAAUCAUCUAACUACUUGCUGGAUUUGGUCAAACCUGUGCUUGUUCUAUCAGGCCAUGAUCAUGACCAAUGCACGCUGGUACAUAAAGCCAAGUUUGGGGAUGUUGUGGAGCACACUGUAGGAACUGUGAGUUGGCAGCAGGGGAACUUACAUCCAUCUUUCAUGCUGCUGUCUGUUAGUAAUGUGACAAAUUCGACUGCGUCCAAUCCACAAGAAGCAGUUUUAACCGAACUCUGCUUUCUUCCUAUGCAGACUCACAUUUACAUAUGGUACCUUUUGCUGUUUGUCAUGACUCUUCUUGCUCUCCUCUUCUGGCCAACUAGUAGCAAGAGCUUUUGGCAUCAGAUUUGCGGGACUAUCGGCCAUUUCAGACAUCUCAUGAGCUCUAAUCUGUUUGGUGGAGCAACGAAAGAGAAAAAUGAAGAUGAAAACUUCGUUUAUGAAGAGAUUUGGGACGCUGAAGGAACAAUGCACCUUAUCAAGAAAAGCUUAGAUGGCCCUACGAAUCGUUCGAGUGACAAAGGUCCAGUAGUAAGCAGGGGUAGUGCUGUCAUGCGACCGACAGCAAAAAUACAAAAUCAGGACUUUGAGGUGUCUAUGGAUGUAGAGACAAAUAGUGAUGUUGGCUCUAAUGUGAAGCUAGCGCUUAAAACAAGCAAAUCUAGAACUAAGAUUAUCAUCCAGAGACUGGUCCGAACGCUACGGAUGCUCACCGUCAUUGCAGCAGUAAAUGUUCCUUUAUACAUGAUGUUACUCUUUAAGGAUUGGAAUGAUAAGUGAUGUUCGGAAUUUGAAGAGUUUACUCUCCAUGAUGCUGCUGUUGCUGCCACCGCACAGGACUAUACUUUCCAGAUCCAAAAAACAUGAGCUUCCUCUUCCGUUCCAUGAAAUCAUAGAAUCUGACUUCACAAGGUGGGUCUUUUUUGCCUCAGGAAGUCUCUUGUAUCGCCACUGGACUGCUCUGGCAUUUUUGCUCCUUGUAUACACAUCAAAUGUGUUUGUUGUAUUUUCACCUCAGUAAUUUAUACAUGCUACCGGAUUGGACACGUGUGUUGCAAUUUUGAGCAUUGGUUUCGCCAUUUUCUAUA